Pseudozyma flocculosa PF-1 is the source of this 519-nucleotide messenger RNA. RefSeq lists its product as uncharacterized. The record is from RefSeq and is a predicted model, not a curated record. The coding region runs from base 1 to 519 and encodes 172 amino acids. Lineage: Eukaryota; Fungi; Basidiomycota; Ustilaginomycetes; Ustilaginales; Ustilaginaceae. The transcript has 2 exons.
AUGUGGAGGACAGGCGACGCCUCGGCUCCCACCGCAGUCAUGGGAAGGUCGGCCAAGUUCUACAAGAAGCCCACGCUCAAGGAAAAGCAGUCGGCCGCAAAGUCCAGCCACGCCUCGCCAGCGGCAAAGCACCGCUCCUCGGCCUUUUCCACAAACGACGCAGCCGCAGCAAAGACGGCGGCCGCAGUCACCGCAAGCGCAUCCAGGGAGGCAUCCAAAUCGGCACAGCGGAUAUCCCAAAAGGUCAAGGAGCGGCGCGAUGCCGAGCUGGCCGCCAAGCCCAAGUUCGGACAGCUGACGGCGUCCAAUGCAGCCAAGCGAGGUGCGGCGACAGCCUCGCACCACGAGGACGACGUGGACGACGACGGUGACGAAGAUGAUCAGGAGGAUGAUAUGAUGGACGACGGCGAGGAGGUCAUCAAGCGUAGACCCAGGAAUCGCAACCGCAAGGACUGGGGGCCGAUGCCAAAGGACCUCGGCGUCGACUACGUCAAGCUGUGGGACAACCGCUCAAAGUGA